GGGAUUUGAUAAAAAAUAACGGGGCACACAAAGAGUUUAGGGGCGUUGGUGGUUUUGCUCUGAAUUUCGUCAAGGAAGUCAAAAGUAGACUAUUUGAAAGAUUAUCGAAAAUUUCUGAGAUCUUAAUAACAUCCAACAGUUAUGGCAGGUAAAACAAAUAUCAUUGCAUUGCAUGAUGAAGAGGCCGUGCCUGGUGCAGAGGGUCCCCUUGUCGCAGUGACUUUUCAGAGAACUCCUCACAAAAAACAGAAGUACCUGGAGUCUGAACCCAAAGCAUUGGGGGUGACUCAGAUUGCCCUCAGUGUGUUCUAUAUCAGUUCUGUCAUUGUCAUGUUCGACAACAGCAUGAGCAUGGUGGUUGAAGAUUUAACACAUGUUAUUGGAUCAGUGUUUGUGAUCAUAGCUGGUAGUUUGGCCAUAGCUGCACAGAAUCUCCAUCUUCCCACUCUGAAGGCCUGUCUGGGGAUGCAGGUGGUGGCCUGUGUAGCGUCAGUGAUCAACUUGAUCUUCUCUGUGUCAGACAUGGCUGGACACAGACAUGGUUAUGGCUGCUGGAUAUACGUUGAAGUCAACAGCACCGAUCACAAUGAUUCUUGCUAUUCAAUCACUGCUUCUACUGGACAUUACCUUGCUGAGUUGGUCCUGAUAAAUACUGCUCUCAUCGCUAUCUCUGUCACGCUCGCUGCCUACUGCUGCAAGGUGGUCAAUUGCUGCUCUCCAGGACAACGAAUGCCGGUGAUCACAGUCCAAGUUCCUCCUGCUCAAUAAUGAGGAGAGAUCCAGUUUGAGGACCAAUCAAGACAAGAGAUCCAACCCUCUCACUAACCAGCAAAAACAUGUGUUAUUCUUCCAUUAACUAAAAUAUUGUAGGCCUAUAUAUCUAUACAUACACUGAGUGCAUAAAAUAUUAAGAACACUGUGCUCCCCACAGCUGAGUCAAGUUGGCUUGAUGUCCGUUGGAUGGUGGACCCUUCUUGAUAUACACAGGAAACUGUUUAGCGUGAAAAACCCAGCAGCGCUGCAGUUCUUGACACAAACCGGUGCACAUGGCAUCUACUACCAUACCCCGUUCAAAGGCACUUCAAUCUUUUGUUUUUCCCAUUCACCCUCUUAAUGGUACACAUACACAAUCCAUGUCUCAAUUGUCUCAAGGCUUAAAAAUGAUUAUUGAACCCGUCUCCUCCCCUUCAUCUACACUGACUGAAGGGGAUUUAACAAGUGUCACCAAUAAGGGAUCAUAACUUUCACUUGGACUGAUCUGAUCAGAUCAUGUCAAGGAACGAACAGGUGUUCAUAAUGUUUUGUAUAAGUCACCUGAUGGAACUCUUUUUGUAAUUAAAAACUUUGAUACGAUGUACCCUA
Messenger RNA from Oncorhynchus mykiss (rainbow trout), 1362 nucleotides. NCBI's taxonomy places the organism in Eukaryota, Metazoa, Chordata, Actinopteri, Salmoniformes, Salmonidae. The record is from RefSeq and is a predicted model, not a curated record.